UAAGCACCCAUUCGCCCGUUCGCUCUCGAAGCUAUGGCAGAUGGUCACCUCUUCAAUAAUAUCUCUCUCGGAGGUCGCGGCGGCACUAAUCCAGGACAAUUAAGGGUUCAUUCUGGGGGUAUCCUAUGGAAGAAACAAGGCGGCGGUAAGGCUGUGGAAGUGGACAAGUCCGAUUUGGUGGGCCUUUCCUGGAUGAAAGUCCCUCGAUCUAAUCAGCUUGGAGUUCGUAUUAAGGAUGGUCUCUUCUAUAAAUUUACUGGCUUCCGGGAUCAGGAUGUUACCAGUCUAUCCGCUUUUUUCCAGACUACUUGUGGAAUAACACCAGAAGAGAAGCAGCUUUCUGUUAGUGGGAAGAAUUGGGGAGAAGUUGAUCUAAAUGGGAAUAAUCUUACGUUUCUUGUUGGUUCUAAGCAAGCAUUUGAAGUAUCUUUGGCAGACGUUGCACAAACACAACUUCAGGGGAAAAAUGAUGUCAUGUUGGAGUUCCAUGUGGAUGAUACUACUGGGGCCAAUGAGAAAGAUUCGUUGAUGGAAAUCAGUUUCCAUAUACCUAACUCAAACAUGCAAUUUGUUGGUGAUGAAAAUCGCCCUCCUGCUCAGGUAUUUCGUGACAAAAUCAUGUCCAUGGCGGAUGUUGGAGCUGGAGGGGAGGAAUCUGUAGUUACAUUUGAGGGGAUUGCUAUUCUCACUCCAAGGGGUCGAUACAAUGUUGAACUUCAUCUGUCAUUUUUGCGUCUCCAGGGGCAGGCCAAUGAUUUCAAAAUUCAGUACAGCAGUGUUGUUCGUCUUUUUUUGUUGCCUAAGUCCAAUCAGCCAUUUACCUUUGUUGUUGUCACACUUGAUCCACCCAUUCGGAAGGGCCAAACAUUGUAUCCACAUAUUGUUUUGCAGUUUGAAACAGAUUAUGUGGUUGAUAGCACCCUUUCAAUGAGUGAAGAUCUUCUCAGAACCAAAUACAAGGACAAGCUAGAACCAACCUACAAGGGAUUAAUUCAUGAGGUUUUUACGAUGGUUCUUCGUGGCUUGUCCGGUGCCAAAGUCACCAGACCCGGGAAGUUCCGUAGCUGUCAGGAUGGUUAUGCUGUGAAGUCAUCACUGAAAGCUGAGGAUGGAGUUCUUUAUCCUCUUGAGAAGAGCUUUUUCUUUUUACCCAAACCACCUACUCUUAUUCUUCAUGAAGAGAUUGAUUAUUUGGAGUUUCAAAGGCAUUCUGCUGGAGGUUCAAACAUGCACUACUUCGAUUUACUUAUCAGACUUAAGACUGAGCAGGAGCAUCUUUUCCGGAACAUACAGAGAAAUGAAUACCAUAGUCUUUUUGACUUUAUCAGUUCAAAGGGACUGAAGAUCAUGAACCUUGGUGAAGCUCAGAGUAGAGAUGCUAUACUGCCUGUUUUACCGGAGGAUGAUGAUGAUGCUGUUGAUCCACAUCUAGAGCGUAUCAAGAAUGAGGCUGGUGGGGAUGAGAGUGAUGAGGAGGAUGAAGAUUUUGUUAUUGACAAAGAUGAUGGAGGCUCUCCUACUGAUGAUUCUGGUGAAGGAGAAUCAGAUGGCAGUGAUGGUGGAGAUGAGGAGGUGCCCGCAAAGAAGAAAGUCAAAAAGGAGCCCUCUGCUUCAAAGUCAUCUGUGAGUAGGAAAAAAGCCAAAGAUGGUAAUGAUGAUGUUAAAAAGAAGAAGCAAAAGAAGAAAAAGGAUCCAAAUGCACCAAAAAGAGCUGUCAGUGCUUUCAUGUUCUUCUCACAGGCAGAGAGGGAGAAUGUGAAGAAAAAUAUUCCGGGAAUAUCAUUCACAGAGGUUGGAAAGGUCCUUGGAGAAAGAUGGAAUAAGAUGUCAGCCGAGGAAAAAGCGCCUUAUGAAGCAAAGGCUCGUGCAGACAAGAAAAGAUACAGCGAUGAGAUCAGCGGCUACAAGAACCCACAGGCUGCGGUAAACAUCGACUCUGGCAACGAAUCUGACACUGCAUAGGCCUAGAUUGUGGUUCCUGAAUUACAAUUAUUAGAAUGCUCGAUAGUGCCAAGUCUAGGAGAUGAUGAUAUGUUUUGCUCAUGCUUUGGUAAUUUAGUCAAAAGUCCUGUUAAAAGAGGAAGCUUGCCGUCUUGUGUCUAUUGUAUGACAAAUGAUACUUUGCAUGGCUGUGCAUUCAUUUUUUCACCGCCUUGCCGAAGCAAGCUUAAUGCGUAUGGUUGUGUUCGUUGUCA
Coffea eugenioides is the source of this 2195-nucleotide messenger RNA. RefSeq names its product FACT complex subunit SSRP1. The transcript has 16 exons. The record is from RefSeq and is a predicted model, not a curated record. Gene Ontology annotation, molecular function: nucleosome binding; histone binding; DNA binding. The coding region runs from base 34 to 1962 and encodes 642 amino acids. Gene Ontology annotation, cellular component: FACT complex; nucleus. Lineage: Eukaryota; Viridiplantae; Streptophyta; Magnoliopsida; Gentianales; Rubiaceae.